Messenger RNA from Prunus avium (sweet cherry), 917 nucleotides. RefSeq lists its product as uncharacterized. NCBI's taxonomy places the organism in Eukaryota, Viridiplantae, Streptophyta, Magnoliopsida, Rosales, Rosaceae. The record is from RefSeq and is a predicted model, not a curated record.
UAAAACACACACGCACACCGUUUUACAGAGAGAGACGCAAAUGCCCAAUUGGGGGUUUUCCUAAGCUCCUCAAUCUCUCAAUCCCUCUCUCUCUCUCUCUCUCUCUCUCUCUCUCUCUCUCUCUCUUGUGGUCUGUACAAGUCCAUAUGGCCAUGGAAGGCGUUGACUUGGAGUCAAUAGGCCACGGAAGAACCAGUUCGCGCUGCUGCUUCUGUAUCCCGGCGUCGUCGGCCUGGUGGGAGCGGAUGCGAGCGAACCAAAACAACGACCGCUGGUGGUCCCGAGGCCUCCAAGCCUUCUACAAGCUUCGAGAGUGGUCCGAAAUCGUCGCAGGCCCAAAGUGGAAGACUUUCAUUCGCCGAUUCAACCGGAACAGAAGCGGAAGCGGCGGCAGCUCCGGUGCUGGGCGGCACCACGGGAAAUUCCAAUACGACCCCUUGAGUUAUGCUCUGAACUUCGACGAAGGCAAGGAGGACGAAGACGACGAAGUCGGCGGAUUUCGCGAUUUCUCGACCCGGUUUGCCUCGCAUCCUCCGGUCAGGUCCGGGUUACCAGAAUCGAGUAAAGACGUGGCGGUGUACGGGUGAGUGAGAAUACGCCGGGGUGGCUAUCUUGCGCCCGGAGGUGUUGUAAGCAUUUGAUUGUUGGAAUGGCCACUCAAUGAGCUGGCUGGUGGAAGGUUGACCGUAUGACAUGGCGCCGUCAGUUUACCCUUAUUUAUUUAUUUAUUUUUGUUUGGUUUUCGAUAAUGUCGUUGUAGUAAUUUAGAUAUUUUUUUAUAUUGUUUUAAUUUUGUUUUUGAUGGCGGUGGGUGUACAAAUUGUCAAAUACUAUGAAGAUAAUGGACCAAUGAUAUGAUGAUUGAAUGAGGAUGAAGAUAAGCAUGCGUGUAAGGUUUCUUUAGCAUGGCCUAGUGA